Molecule: messenger RNA, 864 nt
Organism: Syngnathus typhle (broad-nosed pipefish)
Lineage: Eukaryota; Metazoa; Chordata; Actinopteri; Syngnathiformes; Syngnathidae
Product: transcription factor HES-7-like
Exons: 4
Coding region: 1-864 (287 amino acids)
Biological process (GO): regulation of transcription by RNA polymerase II; anterior/posterior pattern specification; regulation of neurogenesis
Cellular component (GO): nucleus
Molecular function (GO): protein dimerization activity; RNA polymerase II cis-regulatory region sequence-specific DNA binding; DNA-binding transcription factor activity, RNA polymerase II-specific
Source: RefSeq, a predicted model, not a curated record
AUGACCAGGAACUUUGCAAAGACGCUCGAGGAGGAUCACAAGGGUAGAAAAAGGAUUCUCAAACCGGCUGUGGAAAAGAAGAGAAGAGAUCGGAUAAACAAAAGUCUUGCAGAGCUCAGAAACUUGUUGUUGACUAACACAGCGGAUCCGCGCUUGCAGAAUCCUAAAAUUGAGAAAGCAGAAAUUUUGGACUUGACUGUGGAAUAUCUUCACAAGUGGACAGAUGGCAAGAAAAUGAGCAAUGAUGCUCCCGGUGCUGUGGUAAGUCUCCACCCGAACGGCCCUCCUUGCUUUACCGUUGAGGGUGCAGGUUUUCAGCAGUGUGUGUGGCAAAUGGCCAACUACAUGCACAAGAUGCCGGCCAUGCAGCGAGCCGGCUUGAUGGAGUGGCUGAAGCACCACGUGGAGAUGCAGCGGGCCACACAGCCGCCAUCGUUAAACUCCCUAACCAGACUGACGGAUGCAGCGUCAGCGGAGGCCAUUUGCACAUCUGAGAGUCAAGACUUCCACAACUCUCUGGUUCUUGCGCAUUCCCCGCCUCAGCCUCUUGCUUGCUCCACUCCCCUCCACUCCCCUCCCACCUCCCCCUGGUUCUCAACAUUUGCUUCCUCCUCUCCUCCUUUCCCCUCAUUUGCCUGUCACUUCUCCUUCCCCCCCAGCUUGUCACCUCCGUCGACCAACACCUCUUUUCCCACGCUCCCACAUUCCCUCCACACGCUUCCUGCCCACGUGACUUCCUCCUCACCCACGUUAGGUCACCAAGCGGGCCCCACGGUCUUCCACUACCCCUCCGUCACCCCCCUGAGGUCUCCUCCGCAUCAGUCACACAAGUCAUCCUCACUCACGUGGAGACCCUGGUUCUGA